AUGGAAUCAGACGAAGCAACAGAGGUAAUGGACCUACCGAACAGAAUGUUCGCUGCCGGUGAAGAGCCCGUCGGGAUCAGGGUAAAUCCUUAUCACAAAGCCGGUGGGAUCAGCAUUAUCCUUGAUGCGUUGGAAGAAGAUGAAAUUGAGGUUAUUAGGAAGUCAUCAUUCGGGAGGUUUAUCGAGCUCGCGGAUAAACCAAGUUACUCUGGUCGCCUAGGACGGUUUCUUAUAUCGAAGCAGCUUAAAGUGAAGAAGAAGUACGAAGCAUGGUUCCUCUUUGCUGAUGAUCCAAUCAGGUUUUCAUUACGGGAGUUUGCGAUAGUCACUGGUCUGCCCUGUGGGAAGUACCCAAAACCGUCAAAAAAGAUAAUGAAGGAUCUUAUAUCGGAGAAGCCAUAUUGGCAUUCACUGUUUGGGAUGUUGAAAGAGGUCAGUGUAUCUUCUGUCAUUAAAAUGUUGAAGAGUAAGACAGUCACUGACAAAGAGAUACGGGUUAAAUAUGCGUGUCUUGCUCUACUCUCGUCGGUGAUACUUCCUACAACUCACUACCCGAAAAUCUCGCCCGUUCAUGCGGAGAGGAUAAAAGAUCUUGAUGAGUUUUUCGCAUAUCCUUGGGGUCGCCUAUCAUUUGAGAUGCUUAUAAGUAGCAUAAAGGAGAAGGACGAGGUAGCGCUCUCACAGAACACAAUUGCAUUCCCUGGAUUCGUUCAAGCAUUGCAGUUAGUCAUGAUGGAAGCUAUACCUGCUCUGACUGAAGUUGUUCACGAAGAUUGCUCUCUCGACUCUGAAAUUGAUUUCGGUGAAGAUGGCGAAGAGAACCGAAGUACUGGUAUCAACACGGGACAUGCCAGGAACCUUGACGCCUCCACAAAUGUCUGUAUCACCAAUAUAAUCCAGACCCCCGAGUGGUUUGAAAAUGAUGAACCUGAGGUGUGUUGGUCCGACGACGAAGGGGACACCAAAGUUGAAGGAAUGAUAAAGAAUAUUGGAGAAAGGAAACAAUUCCGCAGAACGAUGUUUCUUGGUGGUGCCACAAAGACAGACGUUGCUCUUAUGCGGGAAAAGGCUGAGGCUGAGGCGCUAGCUCGCAAGAGGAAGAAGAGAAAAGCAAAUACACAACAGGGUGGCAUAGAAAGCGGAGAAGCAGAAUUGGUACAAUCAUUUGUUUGGGAGAAGUUCACUUCCGAACUGAGCCGGGUUGAGAACAAGGUUGACGAGAUCAAACGUACACUAUCUGAUUUUCAAGAAACCAUGAUGAGUCACAUCACAAGUAACACUAAGGAGAUUUUAGACUACGUCGCUAAGAUCACUGCUCAGUCGUCCGGUCCUUCUCUGCAUCAUGCCGAUGACAACUCUCCAGCGUUCAAAAGUCCGCAUGUACCGGUUGUGGAUACAAAUGAAGCAUUCAACAGGCCACCCAUACCGGAACGAUCAGAUGACGCAUCCAAAACCAUCAACGAUGUGAUUGCCAGCGUUUCUCUGCUUAGUAACCAAAACAACAAUCUCAACAAAGACAAUGGAGACCAUUCGGUCGACCCUCUUUCCAAUGCACCGAGUCUUCCCACCAUUACAGUAGAGUCAACGGUUCCUACCUCGAACGAUUGCAUUACGGGUAACAGUGCCAAUAUGGACGUUGAGACGGAAGACACCGCAGACACAUCAGAUAAUCUUGAGCCUUGGUUAGUAUUCCCACUACCUUCCUUUUCACUUGGGCUUUCGCAGGAGGAAAUGGUAACAGACCAGGAAACUGAAAAAGUUCAAGAACCAGAUUCUAUGGUUGUACUUGGUCCCCCGCCAUCCCCUGUUAACGAACCUCUCCGGCCCGCAAGGAAAAGCAAGCGGCAUGCUGUAGUAUCUAGGACACUGGUUGGCGAUUAUCAGUGCGAUAAGGGUAUGCUCAACCGUGUCAGACAGCAGCAAUUGUCAUCCUGCAGUGGUGGAGGAGUCACAGACUUUGAAGCGAAGUUUGCAAGACUGGUCGAGAAGCUGAAGCCGCAUAGCAUGGUCUGCCUAGGGAGUGUCAACGUUUCCGGCAAAGAACUCAUUGAUGUGUCUUCGAGACUUAAACCUCUUUCAACAAAGAUGUGUGACGCUCUUAUGCACCACUCCUGGUUUGUGUAUCAGUCCCAACAAUUGGUAAAAACAACGAAGAGCUGUCUUUUCCUGGACACCAAGUUUGUGUCACAAAUGUCGAAGACCUAUCCCAAGUUCUCUAAUUCUUCAUCUCCUGAGGAGUACGUAUUUUCCAAACAACUGAUGGAGUUCCUUUCGAAUCUUCAGACGUCCUUAUCUGGAGUGGACCGCUUCUAUUUCCCAUUUAACCUCGAUAAGAAUCACUGGGUUGGAGUGUGCGUUGACUGCAGCGCAUACACAAUGCUAGUGUUAGAUUGCAAUGCAUCUCUUCGAACCGACGCCGUGAUGUCAAAGGAACUUGCUCCAAUGUCUAAGAUGUUUCCUUACCUCCUAAAGCAGGCGGGUAGGCUUUUGAGUGCUAGGGAUUUGAAGCCUUUGCCAGUUGAACGAUGUAAAUCUAUCCCACAGAAUGGAUGCCAUCUUGACUCAGGAGUAACCUCCGUACUAAUGAUGCAGGCUCAUGCUUUCGCAGGCAUCGAGGUUUGCAAAUGCAUUACGCCGGAUGCGCUUGCUUAUGAAACCAAACGUCUUGCUGUAAUGGUUUAUGAAGAGCACUUGGGAGAGAUAUGA
Raphanus sativus (radish) is the source of this 2706-nucleotide messenger RNA. RefSeq lists its product as uncharacterized. NCBI's taxonomy places the organism in Eukaryota, Viridiplantae, Streptophyta, Magnoliopsida, Brassicales, Brassicaceae. Gene Ontology annotation, molecular function: cysteine-type peptidase activity. The transcript is spliced from 6 exons. The record is from RefSeq and is a predicted model, not a curated record. Gene Ontology annotation, biological process: proteolysis. Bases 1 to 2706 code for a protein of 901 amino acids.